Messenger RNA from Symbiodinium natans, 648 nucleotides. NCBI's taxonomy places the organism in Eukaryota, Dinophyceae, Suessiales, Symbiodiniaceae. The record is from the annotation of a GenBank genome assembly.
AUGGCAGAUGAAGGUGUGCCUGAGCCACUGCCAGCUUUCUACUGCAAGCUUCGCAGCUUUCAUUCCGCCCUGCUUCAGCUUUCGCGUGAGCUGCUCAGGGGCUUGAGCUUGGCACUGGAUCUGCCGGCCGACCAUUUCGAAAGCCACGCUUUUCGGAAGCCCAUUGCUAAGGUGCUCCUCGCCUGCUAUCCACCUGCAGGUGAGGGAGAUCAGUCUUGCGGGGCCCACACAGACUGUGGCUUCCUGACCUUGGUCUGCCAGGAUCGUUUGGAAGCCCAAGGCCUGCAGGUGCAGAAGCCGGAUGGCUCCUGGCUUUCUGUGAAAACUGAUCGGUACACCCCUGUGGCCAACCUCGGCGAUUUGGCGCAGAGAUGGACCAACGAUGUCUUUCGAAGUUCUGUACAUCGUGUGCUCAACGCCUCUGCGGCCCCGCGCUGGAGCGCCAUUUUCUUCAACAACAUGGACGAGGAUGCCGAGGUGGAAUGCCUGGCCACCUGCGUGGACCGCGAGCGUCCCAGCAAGUAUCGGAAGACCACAUGCGGCGAGUAUGUGGCUGCAAAAAUGCAAGAGAUGAGAAGCCACCUGUCAAAAGAACAGGGCACGGACUUGGCUGAAAUUGCAGAAACAACAGGGCUCCGCCCUGCCUGA